AUCCGGAUGUGUAUCGUUACAUACAUGUAUAUAUGAUUUCCUGGGAACUUUAUUACAAACAUGCCUGGUAAAAAGCAUGACAAGGGAUUACACAAGGAGUUACACCAUUUCCCUGAGUUCACAGACAACGAUCAGAAUAAUACCAAGGAGACAUUAAAUAAUGACAAACAGGAGUACUCUACAGUUACUACAGAACACAUACACGAAGGAGCACAAGUGGCCACCAGUUUAUUACAACAGAGAGCCAAUGAUGUCAGAAGUAACCGAGUCAACUGGCAGUCUUAUCUACAAGGACAGAUGAUAUCACAUGAAGAUUUCCAGUUUAUAUCAAAGUUUGACAACGCUAAUUCAGAAGUCAAGAAUGCCAUCCUUAUGGAUAAUCCACAACAGUUUGCCAAGACAAUGUUUAGUCUAAUGAACAGAAUAGCUAAAGACCAAACUUUACAGUAUAUAUUGACCAUGUUAGAUGAUGUUCUUCAGGAUGAUAAAAGCAGGGUAGAAAUAUUUAAGGAAUAUUCCAGGAAGAACAAAGAGUCUGUAUGGGUUCCAUUUCUACACCUUCUUAAUAGGGAUGACAGAUUUAUAGUAAAUCAGACAAGCAGAAUAAUAGCCAAAAUAGCAUGUUGGGGAAAAGAGCUGAUGGGAUUAGAAGAUCUCAAAUUCUAUUUGAACUGGCUUAAAGAUCAACUCAGACUUCCAGGAAAUGAAUACAUGCAGACAGCAGCAAGAUGUUUACAGAUGAUGUUACGUAUAGAUAAAUAUAGACAGGUCUUUGUUGAUGUGGACGGCAUAUCAACAAUUGUGAUGGUUUUGGUUGGAUCUAAAGCAGGAUUUCAAAUACAAUACCAGCUUAUAUUUUGUUUAUGGUGUCUGACCUUCAACCCUUUCUUGGCAGAGAAAAUGAAUAAAUUUCAAGUAAUUCCAACAUUAGCAGACAUAUUAAGUGAAACAGUGAAAGAGAAAGUUUCCAGGAUUAUUCUGGCUACUUACAGAAAUUUACUAGAGAAGCCAGAAGAAAAAGAGGUUGUGACAGACCAUGCCCUAUCCAUGGUCCAAUGUAAAGUUAUAAAACAAUUAGAAUUACUGGAUUCAAGAAAGUUUGAUGAUCAAGACAUUGUGGAUGAUAUAGAAUUCCUCUCAGAAAAACUACAGUCAUCUAUUCAGGAUCUGAGUUCCUUUGAUGAAUACACAACUGAGGUGAAGUCUGGUAGAUUAGAAUGGAGCCCUGUACAUAAAUCUGAUAGAUUCUGGAGAGAAAACUGUAUCAGACUGAACGAGAAAAAUUAUGAAUUAUUAAAAAUUUUAGUGAAGUUAUUAGAAACAAGUAAAGAUCCCCUGAUUUUGUCAGUUGCAGCACAUGAUCUAGGGGAGUAUGUACGACAUUAUCCCAGAGGGAAAAAUGUAAUAGAGCAGCUAGGAGGUAAACAGUUAGUGAUGCAGUACCUUUCACAUGAAGAUCCUAAUGUUAGAUUUGAGGCUUUGAUAGCUGUACAGAAACUGAUGGUACACAACUGGGAAUAUCUCGGCAGACAGUUAGAAGCUAGUGAUAAACCUAAAGACUCCACACAGCUUGUGUCAGCAAAAGCCUAGUUAAUACAUUCCAUUAUAGAUUGUAAAACAAUUCAACAGAUCUUAAUGUGACGUUAAUGUCAGAGAAUAUAUGACAUAUAUAUAGAGGAUUAUUGUGAUAUUAUGAAAAAUAUGUUGACAAACUACAUUCCUCUCACAGCAAAAUGUGAGGAGUCUUUUUAUUCAAACUUAUAUGUGUUUUUGUUUAUAGUUAUUACAAAUUUGCGAAGAGUUCAAAAGUUCACGCAUCCUGUAUGACUGAAGAAAACUAGGAUGUUUAAUACUGUAAAUUCAGAAAUUUUGUUUGUAUUUAUAAUUGCUAUUAUUUAACAUUGGACACAAAUGCAAGAUUGAUUAUUGCCAUUUCAGGAAAUGCUGCUUACAAAUAAUGCUAUCGAAAUUUAAAAUGCCAGUUUUUAUUCAAUAUAAAUUUUUGCUAUAAUUUCAAAAUUUACAGCUUUUUUUACUGUUGGGAACACUUCCUUAAGAGCUUUACUCUUAAUAUGACCAGCUUUCAUCCUAAUUUUUGGAUAAAUCCUAAUCCUAGCUUUACCCCCAAGUCAAACUUAAUUCUAGGAAGCCUCAUUAUUAGCCCUCAAGUGAAUUUUCCCCUAAAGUAAAACAUUUUAUAAUUCAUGAAUGUUGAAAAAUUGUUCAUAAUCAGUAUUUGUUAGAUAUAAUAUAUUGUUUUGUAAAUGUAAUUAUAAAAUUGCUGUUUGACCUUUCAAUCCAAAACAUUAGUAAGUUAUAUCUUCCAGUGGUGGAUACAGGAGGGUUAGGGGUGAUGAUGGUCCUUUGAUCGCCCCAAAAAAAUCCAAUGUUUCUCAUGGUUUAUAAGAUUUUUGAGCAUAAAAUCAUCAAAAAAAAUUCCCCUUAGUUUGCUCUGUGAUAUAUAUUGCGUUUUCUGGAAUUAAACUGCCUCUUUCAAUAAUCACAGACCCACCUCGGUCUUCAAAUUGAAAAAUGUAGAUUGAAAUUGCUAUAUUUGAACUAGAGAAUUGAAAAGAGAGAAUGUAAAUAUGUCAAUUAUCUCCCUUAGUUAAUUUUGUAAAAGGAAUUUUAUUGACUAAAUUCCCAUGACAUGGCUGGAAUUCCAUAUGUAAUUGUAAAUGUUGUAUUCAAGAGAGAUGAUAGUGAUUGUAUGUAUGCAAUAGUAAAGAGUCUAGUCA
Molecule: messenger RNA, 2738 nt
Organism: Mytilus californianus (California mussel)
Lineage: Eukaryota; Metazoa; Mollusca; Bivalvia; Mytilida; Mytilidae
Product: V-type proton ATPase subunit H-like
Exons: 16
Coding region: 61-1590 (509 amino acids)
Biological process (GO): proton transmembrane transport
Cellular component (GO): vacuolar proton-transporting V-type ATPase, V1 domain; lysosomal membrane
Molecular function (GO): proton-transporting ATPase activity, rotational mechanism
Source: RefSeq, a predicted model, not a curated record